Molecule: messenger RNA, 1930 nt
Organism: Stegostoma tigrinum
Lineage: Eukaryota; Metazoa; Chordata; Chondrichthyes; Orectolobiformes; Stegostomatidae
Product: mesothelin-like protein
Exons: 11
Coding region: 153-1334 (393 amino acids)
Biological process (GO): cell-matrix adhesion
Cellular component (GO): cell surface
Source: RefSeq, a predicted model, not a curated record
AGUAAUGCCUCGGCUCCCAGAAACGUGAUCAUAAUUUUGUUUCACAGGCACCUGAGUAGUUAAUAAAGUGAGUUACUUGUCUGCAUUAAAUUGUUUCUAAACGAGCUUUGUACAGUGUAACGAAUAUUAGUUGGACAUCUAACCGUCCAACCAUGGUGCAGAAGAGAAUGUCGCCCAAUCUGACCAUUUCCCCGAGGGCUGUGUUGGUCAAUACUGCCUUUGGUUUCUUUGUGGUAAUUUCCAGUACUCAAUCGACUUUUCCCGAAACUGUCCAUGAUGAAUCUUUGAAUAAGCAGUCGGAAAAAUGCCCCCCAAUGCUUGUAAAAGGAAGAGUACAACAUGCAACAGACUGUGCCCUGGUCUUCAUAACACCAGACAGAACUGAUCAUUUGUUGCUGCCGUCGACCUAUACUGCCACCGAUCUGGAUGCCUGUUUGAACAAUAGUGUCCUGGCUGCAAACCUCACUGAACUGGGAAGCUUAGCCUUUAACAAUGAUCAAAUUUUUGUUAUUAAAAGAAAACUGGGAGAGAUAUACCCCAGAGGACUUCCUCAAGAAGAAAUUAAGAAGUUGGGAAUAAUCAUGACUGUGUACACCAUUGAAGAGAUUAGCCAGUGGAAUAUAACUGAUCCUUCUGUGCUUGCAGAAGCAGUACAGAACAGUGGAAGUGCUGAAAUGACUAAUUCAUUACGGUCACACUACGUGAAAGGGCUUGGGGUAUUAGAUGUAAAUGCAUUAAAUGCAAUUGGUGGCACAAUGUUGUGUACAGCCAGUGAGGAGAAGCUAGAAACCAUUUCUCCCACUGAACUCAGGAAAGUGAAACCACUUGAUAUUUCCACAUGUUCUCAGACAAAAAAAGAAAUAAUUUUUGGGAUUGCUAAGCUUGCAUUCCAGGAUCAAACUGGUAACCUGAAAACCUACUAUUGCUCAAUCAAGCCGUACAUUGGUGGUGCCAAAGCAGCUGAUCUUCGGAAUUUCGCUGUUAGUAGGAUCAACAUGGACUAUGAGACAUUUGAAGGACUCAAUCCAACCGAAGUAGAAAAACUCUCUGCUCAGAGACUACGUGGUCUUCUUGGAAGAAAUCUUAAUUCCCUGAAAGAAAAUGAAAACCAGGAAAUAGUGAGGCGUUGGGUUCGCUCACACACAGCAGCAGAGGUUAUGAGUCUGGGAAUUGGACUUCAAAGAGGACGAUCUUCAGCAGGCCUGGGAAUCUUCCCCUUUCAGGAUAUGGUCAUACCAGGUUACGUACUGAAUAGUUUAGCUUCAGUCAAGAACAGUAAUCUUUUGCCUUCCAUUUUCAUUGCUGUGACAGGAAUCAUAUUGCAGUACAUUUGAUUCACUGAGAUUUGGCCUGUCCCUGCUGUCUGGCAUGUUAAAUGGAAAAUAUCAGAACUUCUGGCAUCAGGAGUCCAGACAGGGAUACACAUACAAGGAAGAUGAUGUUUGUAACAACCCACUCUGGGCUAGCUUUUACAUUUUCCAGAUGAGUCUCCCACUAGGUACAAAUUCUGAUAAUAGCUUUGGAUUGUCACUGGAAAUAUAGUGAAUUCCCUCAGCUGUGCAGCUGCUCUGCAGCUAUAACCUAACUGAAGAGAUGUGGGAACCUUACUUUGGGAUGAGCUCCAUGGAAAUUCUUAGUUUGCAUUCCAACUGUCUAUUUGGUCCAUCAGUAAAUUGUCAAGCAAUGUCCAGCCUGGGCCUGAGGCCUACUCUGGCCUAAAUCCUGUCACUGCCUUCCACCUGCAACAUAGUGUUUAUCAUUAAAGCUUGAUCGAUAUUUAUGUAAGAUCUUCUUUCCUCUCUUUAGAGUCAUGGGGAGGGGAUUGGGCUGCUUUCUCUUGCAUAGUGUUUGUAGUGAAAACAUAGAUGUGCAUGUGAAAAAAAAGCAUGACCUCAUUAUAAACAGUGAAUAAAGGUGGCUAAUGAUUCAA